Zymoseptoria tritici IPO323 is the source of this 1071-nucleotide messenger RNA. RefSeq lists its product as uncharacterized. Lineage: Eukaryota; Fungi; Ascomycota; Dothideomycetes; Mycosphaerellales; Mycosphaerellaceae. Bases 1 to 1071 code for a protein of 356 amino acids. The transcript is spliced from 4 exons. The record is from RefSeq and is a predicted model, not a curated record.
AUGAGCUUCGACGGCAAGAUCGUGGUCCCUCUCUCCUGGUGUGAUUCAAGCCUCGAUCCUUACUAUAGGAAGAUGGGUUUCGCUAUCAUCAACGACCCAGCCCUUCCUGAAGACACCGAAAUCCCUGAGCCUCAACUCCUCCCAUCCAAGCUUUACUUCCCGAUUCUCGCCAAUUUGAACCUUGGAUUCUUCGCCGGCCAAGCUACCGCCAAAGACGGCUGCCCCAGCGUUAUUAGCUGGAAGAAGUCGCCCAUUCCAGAUCAAAUCCGGACUUGGGCCAAGAAAUAUGGCGUCGCCAAGGAAUGUCCGCCACUCCCCUCUCAACUGCGCGAGCUGAUGGUCGAACUCAACAUCCCCAUUUCGUUUGGCCGGGCCAUUGCGCAUGAGUGUCUGAGGAGGGUCAUGCGAUUUGUCGAUACCCACAUCUCCAUUCCCAAAUACAAGAGCGUGGGCGAGACCCGACCAUCUUCAAACAAGACCAUUCAUCUCACAAUUGCAUCGCUGGCGAGGGAGGGUGUGUUUAACAACAAUGUCGAAGAUGUUGGGUUGUUCAAAUUCCCUCAGAUCCAGAGCGCAAAAAUCAUCAACACUCCCACCAUGGAGAAGAAGAAAUCGUCGCCAUCUGCCACUCAGAAUUACCGUUCAUCUUAUGUUGAUGAGGAGAAUGAGGAGGAGAGUGUGAAGAGGGUUGAUGUACAGAAUGUCCACACCGACGCCAUCUACACUAAGCCAGUCACCAAGAAGAAUUCCAUCCCCGCCACCUCCACCGACACCGACACCGACACCGACACCGGCAAUGGGGUAUCUCGCGCCGAGAUGAACUCUUCCAUUCAAUCCAUAUUGGACAAAUACAACGAGAAAGUCGCCCAGCUCCUCGAAUGCAGUGCUAUGCACCAGAAAUAUUUGCACCAAUCGGCCAUCGCGAUCAACGGACACGACGACAAGCUCAAGGAUCACGAAGACAAGAUCAAUGAGCAUGAGGAUCGUCUGGAUGCCGUGGAGAAGGGAGGAAUCGAGUGCAUCAAGAUGACUGCGCAGCUUCAUCAAACUGUAAAGGAAUUGAAGGUAUAA